CGGAAAUGACGCCACGAGAAUCGCUCGUCAUUGGUCUGUUGAUAAAUGUGUAGCGGGAAUUUAUCUGGAUGAUCGUGAACUUUUCUGUGACACGAAAAUUAUACUAGAAUCUGUAUUUGUUUCAGCGAAUGAUCUUUAAACAUUUUCCCAGCGCAAAAUGUCGCUGACCGCCGAUGAAAACCAGCAGAGGUUAAAGGCGGCGGUACACUUCACGGUGGGCCGGAUCUGUCAGAAGCUGGGAGAGGAUCACCGGAAGGAGUUCAGCCGGCAAACUGUCGCGGCGAUAACCGAGACGACGUUCAGACAAUGCGAUAUAUUUGCCAAAGACCUGGAAGCCUUUGCCAGACAUGCUAAAAGAACCGUAGUGUCUGGUGACGACGUUAAGCUUGUUGCCCGGCGCAGUAAGGCAUUGCAUGUCCACAUACAAAAUAAAAGCAACGAACUGGCCCAGGAACAGAAAAAGAAAAGUGCUGCAAAGAGGAAGAGCAAAGACGCUGAGGAGGAGAGCAGGGAAUAGAAGGCACUGGCCAGUCUGCUUCACUAUAUUCAACAUGCAAAUAAAAGAAUGUCCCACACAUGA
Molecule: messenger RNA, 580 nt
Organism: Oryzias melastigma (Indian medaka)
Lineage: Eukaryota; Metazoa; Chordata; Actinopteri; Beloniformes; Adrianichthyidae
Gene: cenps
Product: centromere protein S
Exons: 5
Coding region: 158-517 (119 amino acids)
Biological process (GO): resolution of meiotic recombination intermediates; replication fork processing
Cellular component (GO): FANCM-MHF complex; Fanconi anaemia nuclear complex
Molecular function (GO): chromatin binding; protein heterodimerization activity
Source: RefSeq, a predicted model, not a curated record